Messenger RNA from Batrachochytrium dendrobatidis JAM81, 687 nucleotides. RefSeq lists its product as uncharacterized. The record is from RefSeq and is a predicted model, not a curated record. NCBI's taxonomy places the organism in Eukaryota, Fungi, Chytridiomycota, Chytridiomycetes, Rhizophydiales. The annotation marks the transcript as partial. The transcript has 4 exons. Gene Ontology annotation, molecular function: zinc ion binding.
AUGGGUUGCAAGCAUUACCAACGAUGCACAAAGCUUCAAGCGCACUGCUGCGGAAAAUGGGACACAUGCCGAUUUUGUCACGAUGAAGUUUCUGAUCAUACCAUUGUUCGGAGUUUGGUAGUUACAAUGAUGUGUAUGUUUUGCAAUACCGUGCAACCUGCUGGGCAAGACUGCACCAACCUUGCAUGUGGAAAACGAGUUGCGCGAUACUAUUGCAAGGAAUGCAAGCUUUGGGACGACGAUCCACGAAAAACCAUCUAUCACUGCCAUGACUGCGGCAUUUGCAGAAUUGGAAAGGGACUCGGUAUCGAUUACUUUCAUUGCCCAACAUGUAAUGUCUGCAUGGCUAUUGGUCUCAAGGGUCGUCACAAGUGUAUCGAGAGAAAUCUUGAAAGUGACUGUCCUAUAUGCGGCGAAUACAUGUUCACGUCCACAUCGACUGUCAUUUUCAUGCCUUGUGGUCAUUGCAUGCAUCACAAAUGCCAUCAGCAAUAUACACAAACGUCGUACCAAUGCCCUACUUGCUUAAAGUCGUUGGCAGAUAUGACAGAUUACUUUAAACGCGUUGAUGAAAGCAUUGCUUUACACAAGAUGCCGGAAGAGUAUAGCAAUACCUUUAGUUUUAUUUACUGCAAUGACUGUGAAAAGAAAUCAUACGCAUACUAUCAUUUUCUGUACCAUAAAUGC